Cinclus cinclus is the source of this 2174-nucleotide messenger RNA. It is a transcript of the gene MARCKS, whose product is annotated as myristoylated alanine rich protein kinase C substrate. Gene Ontology annotation, biological process: actin filament organization; central nervous system development. The coding region runs from base 16 to 870 and encodes 284 amino acids. The transcript has 2 exons. NCBI's taxonomy places the organism in Eukaryota, Metazoa, Chordata, Aves, Passeriformes, Cinclidae. The record is from RefSeq and is a predicted model, not a curated record. Gene Ontology annotation, cellular component: plasma membrane; cytoplasm; actin filament bundle. Gene Ontology annotation, molecular function: calmodulin binding; actin filament binding.
GUUGAAUAAGACAGCAUGGGUGCCCAGUUCUCCAAGACCGCUGCAAAGGGCGAAGCCGCCGCCGAGAAACCUGGGGAAGCAGUGGCUGCAUCUCCAUCCAAGGCGAAUGGACAGGAGAACGGCCACUUGAAGGUGAACGGCGACGCCUCCCCCGCGGCGGCGGAGGCGGGCAAGGAGGAGGUGCAGGCGAACGGCACCGCGCCCGCCGAGGAGACGGGCAAGGAGGAGGCGGCCUCGUCGGAGCCCGCCUCCGAGAAGGAGGCGGGAGAGGCGGAGAGCACCGAGCCGGCCUCCCCGGCGGAGGGGGAGUCCUCCCCCAAGACUGAGGAGGGCGCGACCCCCUCGUCCAGCAGCGAGACCCCGAAAAAAAAAAAGAAGCGCUUUUCCUUCAAGAAGUCCUUUAAGCUCAGCGGCUUCUCCUUCAAGAAGAACAAGAAGGAGGCCGGCGAGGGGGCCGAGGGCGAGGGCGGCGCCGCCGCCGCCGCGGCGGAGGGCGGGAAGGAGGAGGCGGCGGCGGCCCCCGAGGCGGCGGGCAGCGAGGAGGGCAAGGCGGCCGCCGAGGAGGCGUGCGCGGCCGGCAGCGCCGAGGCGGCGAAGGAGGAGGCGGGGGACUCGCAGGAGGCCAAAUCGGACGAGGCCGCCCCCGAUAAGGCGGCGGGAGAAGAGGCCCCGGCAUCGGCGGCGGCCGAGGAGCAGCAGCCGCCUCAGCAGGCAGCGGAGGGGAAGGCGGAGGAGGCGGCGGGAGCCGGCGGCGCCACGAGCGAGGCGGGCAGCGGCGAGCAGGAGGCGGCCCCCGCGGAGGAGCCGGCGCGGCAGGAGCCCCCCGCCGAGAGCAGUCCCGAGGGACCCGCCGCCGAGUCGGCGGAGUAGUAAGCGCCACCGCCGCCCCUCGCCGACGGACUUUUCUUCCCCCCUGUUUGUUUUUGGAGUGGUGCCAGGUACUGGUCUCGGAGAACUUGUCUACAACCAGGGAUUGAUUUAAAAGAUGUCUCGUUUCUUUUUUUUCUCUCCCCCCGCAGCUCCCAUCUCAAAUCGUUAGGUGUUGCCGCCAUUCCAACGGGCGGAGGGGGGCUCCCCUCCACCUUCCUCUCCCAUCCUCUACAUUUUGGUUUUUGGGUUUUUUUUUUGUUUGUUUGUUUUGUUUUGUUUUUUCAUCAGUAUUAAUGUUUGGUUUUGGUUGGUCCGGUUUUGGUGUUUUUUUGUUGUUUUUUUUUUUGUUUCCCCUUUAUUCGUUUAUUUUUUUUUAAUUUCAUACUUUGCAACUCUCUUCAUAUUAUAAAACUUUUGCCGAUCGGUCUAUGGACAUGCCCAUAUAUGAAGGAGAUGGGUGGGUCAAUAAGGGAUAUCAAAUGAAGUGACAGGGGCCGCAGUGGGGAACCCGGGGCGCGCAGCCCUUGCCGGGAGCGUGCCCCGCCAGAAAUGAUGUAAGGGGUUAGUCUUUUUUUUAAAAGAAAGUUAUUACGAUGUAUUUUGUGAGGCAGAUGUUCUAUAAGGUUUACAACACUACAAGUCUUGAUUAAGAAGGAAAGGAAAAAGGAAAAAAAAAUAAAAAUAAAAAUCAAUACCCAGAUAAAGAGAUCAUAGUCUUAGGAAUUCAUUUAAACCAUAGGAACUUUUCACUUAUCUCAUGUUAGCUGUAUCAGUCAGUGAUUAAGUAGAAAUACAAGUUGUAUAGGCUUUAUUGUUUAUUGCUGGUUUAUGACCUUAAUAAAGUGUAAUUAUGUAUUACCAGCAGGGUGUUUUUAACUGUGACUAUUGUAUAAAAGAAAACAAAUCUUGAUAUCCAGAAGCACAUGAAGUUUGCAACUCUUUCCACCCUGCCCAUUUUUGUAAAACUGCAGUCAUCUUGGACCUUUUAAACACAAAUUUUAAACUCAACCAAGCUGUGAUAAGUGGAAUGGUUACUGUUUAUACUGUGGUAUGUUUUUGAUUACAGCAGACAAUGCUUUCUUUUCCAGUUGUCUUUGAAAAUAAAACUCUUCAGAUGCAAUGGGGUUUUUUUGGAUUUUUUUUUUUUUUUUUUUUGUGUAGCAUCUUGUCUAUCAUGUUUUUGUAAAUACUGGAGAAGCUUUGACCAAUUUGACUUAGAGAUGGAAUGUAACUUUGCUUACAAAAAUUGCUAUUAAACUCCUGCUUAAGGUGUUCUAAUUUUCUGUGAGCACACUAAAAGCGAA